This is a messenger RNA of Chilo suppressalis (striped riceborer), 7348 nucleotides long. The record is from the annotation of a GenBank genome assembly. NCBI's taxonomy places the organism in Eukaryota, Metazoa, Arthropoda, Insecta, Lepidoptera, Crambidae.
CACGUGGUAUGCGCAAGCCAAUGGCAACGCUUCAUUUCUUUAAAGGCCGACAUUUUCUGACAAGCCUAGAAAAAGUUUUCAUCAACAGCCGCCAUUUUGCGCUGGAGAGACUGAGAAGAAUUUCGGAAUUUGUCGUGUAAAUUUUCUGUUUUUUCUUACAUCAUUUAUCUUAAACUGUACCAUUCCGUGUAUUUUAAAGUGUUAAGUGAAAUUGUGUCAUUCGAUUGAGUUAAUAAGUCUUCAAUAAUAGCUAAAAUCUGGUGAUAUUGUUUUCAUUUAUUGUGCUAGUUCCGACGGAAGAUGGUGAGAGGGUCUGUGUAGCUCUUCGAUUCGGAGCUUUGUAAUGGCGAAUACUUGAAGUGAGAAAUUUUAAUAUGUGCCUUCAAUGGUGCGAAGGACAUCGAACGAUUGUGAUGUGGGUGAAUUACAUUAUAAUGGAUGACAAAUCGCUCUAAAAUGUUAUUUCUUCAACAUAUAAGACAUAAAUGUGUUAUUUGAAUCGGCGGGCCGAAAUAUUCAGGACGGCAUACGUUUAGUAAACAGAGCCAUGGCCGAUCAUCACGGAGAUGAGCCGCCUAACAAGCGGCCAAAAAUGUUCCAGGGUCCAUCGGACUCCACGGAUGGGUUUUCAAACCUACAAGACAUGUUCGACCUUGAAAAGGACCUCCCUGAUGAACUUAUGGGAGGCUCUUGGGCCGAACAACCAGGUGUUCCGGGGUCCAAGCCACCAGCUCAGGGGCCUGGCCCUGGGAACCAACUCGUCCCACAGCAGCAGCUCAAUGGGGAUGACCCAACAGCUGCUAUGCAGAGGCAAAUCAAUAAUCACCUUAUACAACAAGGCAACAAAGGUGGCUUAGUCGGCCACAAUAAUCCUUUAGGGUUGAGUAGUUUAGGAAGUAAGAGUCCAAAUUUGCAGUCACCUCCAAAUGUGUCUGUAUCCAAGGAUUUAAUGGGUGGUAUGCAUCCACAACUAAUGCCAAAUACAAGUCAUCCAAAUCAAUUGCACUCUACCAUGCCAAUGAGUUCCAUACAAGGUGGAAUGAAUGUCGCUAAUGUCGGCAAUAUGAUAGUGACAAACAGUAAUAUGACUGGAGCAGGUAUGCUCGGCAGCGGGAUCAUCAACAACGUAAACAAACAACUGCCCACUUUGAUGGGCAACAAUCACCACGGAACACCUCCGCAUCAUCCUCACACGCAGACGAUGCAGAACGGUCCGCUGGGGGGUCGCGUUGGCGUGGGUGUGGGCAUGCAGGCGCCUACGAUGCGCAGUACGCUGCAGCACCACCCGCGCAUGCCGGGCGGCGGUGGGCACCCGCUGGCGCCGUACCACCCGGCGUACGGGCAGUCGGCGCAGGGGCCGGGCGUGCCGCCGGCGCAGCGCGCGGGUGCGGCGGGCGUGCGCUUCGGACCGCCGGGCGAGGCGGGCGGCGGCGCCGCGCAGGCAGUACCGCCCGCGCCCUCGCCGCAGACGCCCGGUGCGCCCGCCGGAGGCCAGUCGCAGCCGCAGGCCGCCACGCAGGCCGCCGCCCCCCACGUACACCAACCUCACGCGCCACACCAACCGCCCGCGUCGGGCUCCAUCGCCGACCCUGAGAAGCGGAAACUGAUUCAGCAGCAGCUUGUGUUACUGCUGCACGCGCAUAAAUGCCAGAGGCGCGAGUCACAGUCCAACGGCGAGACGUGGCAGUGCACUCUGCCACACUGCAAGACCAUGAAGGGAGUGCUCAACCAUAUGAUGUCGUGUCAGGCGGGUAAAAAUUGUACAGUUCCUCAUUGUUCAUCGUCUCGCCAGAUUAUCAAUCACUGGAAGCAUUGUAACAAGAGUGACUGUCCCGUUUGUUUACCCCUAAAACAAGCUGAUAGGAAUAGACCCAACAACAUGAAUGCGGCCGCCGUAAGCCACACGACGACGGGUGCGAGCACAGGCGUGACCGUGGGCAACGUGGCCGUGGGCGGCGUGGGCGUGGGCAGCGUGGGCGUCGGCGUGGGCGUGGGCAGCGCAGGCGCCAGCAUUGUCAAUUCCCUAACGCCUGCACCAACGCCGAGCACGCAAGGCGCCGAUAUGAAGCGCGCGUACGAAGCCCUAGGCAUCACGUGUCCCACGUCGGUCUCCAAUAUGACGGGGGGCUUCCCCAGGGCGCCGCCUGCCCGAAUGGCAGUCCCCAGACCCCCAGGCCUCACGGACGUAGUGCCCCAACAACAGAAUACCCCGAUGCAACAACUGUUUGCACAGCAGAACCAAUCCGAUCUGCAGCAGCAGCAACAACAACUGAUGGGUGGUAGUACGCUUCAACUACCAGGAGGACCAGUCACGGCGAAUCCGGUCUCAGGAACGAAAGAGUGGCAUCAGUCUAUAACAGCCGAUCUCAGAAACCAUCUUGUUCAUAAACUGGUGCAAGCGAUUUUUCCAACUCCGGAUCCGCACGCGAUGCUAGACAAACGGAUGCACAACCUCGUGGCGUAUGCGAGGAAAGUGGAAGGAGAUAUGUAUGAGAUGGCGAGUACGCGAUCGGAAUACUACCAUUUGUUGGCGGAAAAAAUAUAUAAAAUACAGAAGGAGUUGGAGGAGAAGCGGCAGAAACGCAAAGAGCAGCAGUUGCAGCAGCAACAGCAACAACAAGGGCAACUCCAACAACAAGGUCAGCUGCAACAAGGGCAGCUACAGCAGCCCGUAGUAAUGUCAGGGGGUGGGGUGAUGGGAGUACGAGUGGGUGGGGUGGGCAGCGUUGGGGCCGGGGCUACAGGCAUGCCCAGAGCAGGGAUGCCGACGCAGCCCUCUCUCCCCGGGAUGAGGAUACCGUCGCCCGGCAUGCAGCUACCCAUGCAGCCCAAUAGAGUCGCCUUCCCCACGUUGGUGGGACCGCCGGGGCCUAGUCCUAAUCAGAUGCCACAAACGCCGAACGGCUCGGUGGGCGUGGCCAACCCCAGCAUGUCGCCGUUCGGGCAGACAAUGACGUCACCCGCCUCCUACCCCGCGCUGCAGAGCAAUGGGCCCGCGUUGCCUUCACCCGGACACCCGGACAAGGUGCGGCCGGUGGUGAACUCGCCGUUCAUGAACCACGCGCCUUUCCGGGACGCGGCGACGGCGUCUCCCGCGCCCGGCACUCCGCACACGCCGCUGGCGCACCCCAGCCCCGCGCCCGCGCCGCCCGAACCGCGCCCCGCCUCCCGCCCGCCGCCGCCCGCGCCCGCCCCCGCGCCGCCGCCGCAUGCCGCGCCCGCGCCACCGCCCUCCGCCCCCGCGCCGCCGCCAGACGACGAGCCCGCGCCCGAGGUCCGAAUCAAACAAGAACCAGAAGAAUCUCGGAUCAAAGAAGAACUGGAGGAGGAUUGCGGGGGCAAAGGCAUGCGGGACGAGAUCCCGACUGAGAGAGAACAGCAGGAGCACAACGAAUUCCUACAAACCGUCAAAACUGAGAUCAAGCAUGAGAUCAAGCAGGAGAUCAAAGAUGAACCAGUGGAGGCGUCUAGUAGCGAUGCGAACGCGGUCGACCGGCCUGGAGGCAGAAGGAUAUUCGUGUUCAAGCCGGAAGACUUGCGACAAGCGCUAAUGCCUACCUUAGAGAAAUUGUUUAGACAAGAGCCGGAGUCAUUGCCGUUCCGACAGCCCGUAGACGCCCAAGCUCUCGGUAUCCCCGACUAUUUUGAUAUCGUGAAGAACCCGAUAGACCUGUCCACCAUCAAGAACAAGCUGGACCGCGGCGAGUACAAGGACCCGUGGCAGUACGUCGACGAUGUCUGGCUUAUGUUCGAGAAUGCGUGGCUCUAUAACCGCAAGAACUCGCGAGUCUACAGAUACUGUACAAAGUUGUCAGAGGUGUUCGAGCAGGAGAUCGACCCUGUUAUGCAGAGUCUGGGCUACUGCUGCGGAAGAAAGUACACAUUCAACCCGCAAGUGCUCUGCUGCUACGGGAAACAGCUGUGCACCAUCCCUCGCGACGCCAAGUACUUCAGUUACCAAAACAGAUACACCUUCUGCCAGAAAUGUUUCAACGACAUCCAAGGGGACACCGUCACGUUGGGCGACGACCCGCUGCAGCCGCAGACUGCUAUCAAAAAGGAUCAAUUCAAGGAAAUGAAGAAUGAUCAUUUAGAACAAGAACCGUUUGUAGUGUGUAUGGAUUGUGGUAGGAAACAGCAUCAGAUUUGUGUGCUGCAUCACGAUCAAAUUUGGCCUCAAGGCUUCUGCUGUGAUAAUUGUUUAAAAAUGAAGGGAGCUAAACGGAAAGAUAACAAAUUUUGCGCUAAAAAGUUGCCUCCGUCGAAACUUGGCAUUUAUAUUGAGACGAGGGUCAAUAAUUUUCUCAAGAAAAAAGAGGCUAGUGCAGGUGAAGUGCAUAUCAGGGUGGUCGCAUCGUCUGAUAAGAUGGUGGAGGUGAAACCUGGAAUGAAAUCGAGAUUCGUCGACGCGGGCGAGCUAUGUGCCGAAUUCCCGUAUCGGGCUAAGGCGUUAUUUGCAUUUGAAGAGGUCGACGGAACCGAUAUUUGUUUCUUUGGUAUGCAUGUGCAGGAAUACGGCAGCGAAAGUCCGUCGCCGAAUACGAGGCGUGUUUAUAUAGCAUAUCUAGAUUCUGUACAUUUCUUCCAACCUAGGCAGUACCGAACUGCAGUUUAUCAUGAGAUUUUAUUAGGUUAUUUGGACUACGCUAAACAAUUGGGCUAUACAAUGGCUCAUAUAUGGGCCUGCCCGCCCUCAGAGGGCGAUGACUACAUUUUCCACUGCCAUCCGCCCGAACAAAAGAUUCCUAAGCCUAAAAGGUUACAAGAGUGGUACAAGAAAAUGUUAGACAAAGGUAUAAUAGAAAGGAUAAUAUUAGAUUAUAAAGACAUAUUAAAACAAGCUAUGGAGGACAAUAUCUCUUCUGCGGCGGAGCUACCGUACUUUGAGGGUGACUUCUGGCCCAACGUGUUAGAAGAAUCUAUCAAGGAAUUGGACCAAGAAGAGGAGGAGAAGAGAAAGCAAGCGGAAGCCGCUGAAGCAGUGAUAUUCCAGUCGUCAGAGGAAAGCGAACAAGGCCCUGACGGCAAGAAGAAAGGCCAGAAGAAGGCGAAGAAAUCGAACAAGUCGAAAGCCGCCCAAAGAAAAAGCAGUAAGAAGCAGAGCGACCAACAGCAGGGUAGUGAUCUCAGUGCAAAGAUAUUUGCAACCAUGGAGAAACACAAGGAAGUGUUCUUCGUUAUAAGGCUACAUUCCGCACAGUCCGCGGCGAGCUUAGCUCCAAUCCAGGACCCGGACCCAUUAUUAAAUUGUGACUUAAUGGACGGCCGUGACGCGUUCUUGACUAUGGCCCGGGACCGCCACUACGAGUUCUCGUCGACGAGAAGGGCGAGGUUCUCCACCCUUUGCAUGUUGUACGAAUUACACAACCAAGGCACGGACAAAUUCGUCUACACUUGCAAUAGUUGUAAAUCGCAUGUAGAAACGAGGUAUCAUUGCACCGUGUGCGACGACUUCGAUUUAUGUGUUCCUUGUUACGAGAAAGAGGGUCACCCGCACAAGAUGGAGAAGCUAGGCUUGGACAUCGACGUGGGUUCCUCCCCGGGAGAUAUGAAGCAGGCGAAUCCUCAGGAAGCACGGAAACUAUCAAUACAGAGGUGUAUACAAAGUUUGGUGCACGCGUGUCAAUGCAGAGACGCCAACUGCCGACUGCCGUCGUGCCAGAAGAUGAAGAGGGUAGUGACCCACACGAAGAUUUGCAAGCGGAAGACGAAGGGCGACUGCCCCAUCUGCAAGCAACUCAUCGCGUUAUGUUGCUACCAUGCGAAACAUUGCCAGGAGACGAAAUGCUCAGUGCCGUUCUGCAGCAGCAUAAAGCAGAAGCUGAAGCAGCAGCAGGUCCAGCAAAGGGUGCAGCAAGCGAAGCUUUUGAGGCGGCGGAUGGCGGCAAUGAACACUCGAGCCGCGCCCGGCGCCUCGUCGCCGCCCCACCCGCCCGCCGCGCUCGCCUCCCCGCCGCCCUCCAAGCCCGCGCCGGCGCCCUCCGCACAUGCCCUACCGCACAACGUGCAGAAGGCGCUCCAGCAGGUACAAGAGGAAGCGGCGCGGCAGCAAGCGCCUUCAUACGGCAAGCAGGGCGGCAUGGGCCCGCCGGGUGUGGGCGUGGGCCCCGUGGGCGUAGGUGUGGGAUCCGUGGGCGUGGGAACUGUGGGUGUCGGGGCCGGCGCGCGCGGCGACUGGGCGGCGCGGUACCGCACGCCGCCGCCGCUGCAGCAGCACACCGUGUCGCUGUUGACCAGGCACCCGCACCACGCGCAGCCGCCGCUGCAGCUACAGCAACAACAGCGAGCGCCGGCGCCGCAGCAGCAACAGAGCCAGCCGAUGCACCAGAAGGCACUGCAGCAGCUGAUGGCCACACUUCGUUCCCCCACCACGCACAACCAGCAACAGGAGAUCCUGCAGAUCCUCAAGUCCAAUCCCCCGCUCAUGGCCGCCUUCAUCAAGCAACGCCAGAACGCCCAGAACCAGCAGCAGGCCGCGGGCGGCGUAGGCGGAGUGGGCGGCGUGGGUGGCGUGUGCGGCGUAGGGCUGGGCGGCGGCGUGCCGCAGCAGCAGCAGCAGAUGCCACACAUGAUGCAGCCGCAGCAGCAACGACUGCAGCAGAUGCAUCAGAUGCUGCCGCAGCAGUCGCAGGUCGGCGGCGUGAGCGGCGUGGGCGGCGUGAGCAUGGGCGGCGCGGGCGUGGCGGGGGCGGGGGGGUGGUACAAGCAGGCGGGCGGUGGCCCCGCGCCCGGCUCCAUGAUGGCUAUGCGCGCGCCCUACGCCCAGGCCGCGGGGGCGGUGGCUCCCGGGGUGCAAGGGGUGCAGGGCGCGGCCCGCCUGCCCGCGCGCUACGGCUUCAGCGGCGGCGUGGUGCAGCGCGCGCACUCGCCCGACCACUCCGCCUCGCCGCGCCGGCCCGACCACCCGCACCCACACCCGCAUCCGCACCCCCAUCCGCACCCGCACCCGCACCCGCCCGUCGACGACAACCUGCCCUCCAUGACGCCGCAAGACCAACUCACCAAGUUCGUCGAGCAGUUGUAGUGUACAUACCUUAGCUCGCGGCCCGAGCCGCACCCCCUCCCCCCUUGUAAAUAGCUGACGAGACCUCGCGCGCAAAUACUGUCCCCCCCGCCCCCCCCCCCCUGAGUCCUGUCCCCCUCCCCCGCCCUAUUUAUUACCGCGCGAGGGUAGUUAAGUAUUACGAUGAAUCGAGCGCUCAAUGUACAAAAUGUAAAUAUGAGAGGAACGUCCUGUCCGCUUUGCGUUAAUGUAAGUUGUUCGUAGUGUUAGGUACAUUAUGAUACUUAUUCUGUUUAUUGUAAUUAAAUCAUUUUAUAAUAUAAUUAUGUGAUCAUUAUAAAAAAG